CCGGAAACAGCUUCGCCCCGCCCCACGUGGGGCCCCGCCUCGCGGCGGUGCGACCCGAAGGCUCCGCGGGCUGUCUGCCGCUCGCUCUCCCGAUGGCCCGCUACCAGGAGGUGAGUGUGUCCGGUUUCGAGGACUUCAGCCGGGCUGUGGAGCUGCACAAAGGCAAGACCAUUUUCGCCUACUUUACCGGUUCUAAGGACGCCGAAGGGAAAAGCUGGUGCCCCGACUGCGUGCAGGCUGAACCAGUCGUCCGAGAGGGGCUGAAGCAUGUUCGUGAAGGGUGUGUGUUCAUCUACUGCCAAGUAGGAGAAAAACCUUACUGGAAAGAUCCAAAUAAUGACUUCAGAAAAAAUUUAAAAGUAACUGCAGUGCCUACACUACUUAAAUAUGGAACGCCUCAAAAACUGGUAGAAUCUGAGUGUCUUCAGGCCAACCUUGUGGAGAUGUUGUUCUCUGAAGAUUAAGAUUUGAAAUGGCAAUUGUCUUGAUUUCCUGAUUUGCUCUAGUCUAAAAGAAACUGCAUAUUUGCUUUGAAUUCAUGUUAGCAAUAAAUAAAUAAUUACGAUGUAAAACAAUUAGUAUGUCUAAACAAUAGAGUGCUAUAUUAAAAUGCUCAUGAACCUUCUAAGCUAGGUAAAAUAAAUCUUCAGGAGUGGCAGUAUUAGCGCAAAGGAAUGUAUCACUGGAGGUAAUAGAAAUUAGACAGCUUCCCAAUCUCUAAAGGAGUUAGGAACUUUUACCUCAAAUUCCAUGAAUUUACAAAGAACCGUUAUUUCUAAAACAUCUUCGGCUUUAGAAUUUAGAAUUUAACCUAACCACUGAAGGAAAGCACAUCACAUCUAAUCCAGCCUCUGCUUCAUGCAGGCAGUUUUGUUUUACAACUCUGAAUGUGCUUCCCUAUUUGGGAUGAGGUGGGUGGCAGAGGCCAGAGACUAUAUAACCUAGUGGUGGGAACGACUCUAGCCCGUGAGUCAGUCACUGAUUACCAUUUACUAGCUGUGUAGCCACAGGCAAGUUACUUCACUUUUCUAAACCUCAGUUUCCUCCUAUAAGAACAAGGAUUAUUCUGAGAAUAAAAUGAGAAUGCAACUAAACACUUAACGCAGUGCCUGGCUUGUGGAACCUGCCAAACAAAAUGUGAGCUUUCCCAAAUAA
Molecule: messenger RNA, 1155 nt
Organism: Rhinolophus ferrumequinum (greater horseshoe bat)
Lineage: Eukaryota; Metazoa; Chordata; Mammalia; Chiroptera; Rhinolophidae
Gene: TXNDC17
Product: thioredoxin domain containing 17
Exons: 4
Coding region: 93-464 (123 amino acids)
Cellular component (GO): cytosol
Molecular function (GO): protein-disulfide reductase [NAD(P)H] activity
Source: RefSeq, a predicted model, not a curated record